This is a messenger RNA of Lachnellula hyalina, 996 nucleotides long. RefSeq lists its product as uncharacterized. The coding region runs from base 1 to 996 and encodes 331 amino acids. Lineage: Eukaryota; Fungi; Ascomycota; Leotiomycetes; Helotiales; Lachnaceae. The record is from RefSeq and is a predicted model, not a curated record. The transcript has a single exon.
AUGUGUGUCACAAACAUCUACCUCGACCGAUACCCUGACGGGCAUACGGUCGAGUUCCGUCAAACCUCCAUUUGUCAAUAUGGUAGCCCAGGACGACCUUGCCCAACACUAUCCACAAUCGAAAACCCAGUUAGAAGGAUCAACUGGAACGAGCCAACCACCGAGUUGAUGCUCACGCGACCAAUCCCCCAACCUCACCAACGACCUCAGUCGCCUCAUCGCUCACCAGCCUCGCACCACAGACACUCGUCUUCAGAGUCAGGACACCGGCGGCGACACAGCAAGCGCUUGCUUUCACCCCUCAGACCAACCAGACAACACAAAAAGGAGAGAAUCAUUAUCGUGGACUCCCCACCAACCCCACGCACACCACCGCAGAAGUUUAACCAGACAUUCACUGCCCCAUCUUCACCAGCAAGCCCAGCCUACCGUGCUGCUGAGCAUGACCGCGGCCGUCCCGUCAUCGUCGACGAGCGCCCACUCCAUCGCAUCCCAAGCAUCGGUGCCGUCGUCGCACCUCGCCGGAACCGUUCUCAGUCAAGGAACAGACACGUCAUUUGGGACUCACCUUCCAACUCACACACAUCCUUCAACUCUCGCCUGCGUCGUGAGGAAGAAGAGCGUGAGCUUGAGCGGAUUCGAAAACGUGACAUUGAGAAAGAGGCCGAGAGAAGAAAACUGGCUUUCAUCCGCGCACAGGAUGAGGAAAUCCGAAGACGGCCAGCGGUGCCGCUGGUUCCUGUGCUGCCACGCAGAGGAACGUACACGAGACCGUCUGUAACGGUCGUGGAUCAGAAUGAUAUGCUCCCAGUCAUGAUGGGAGGACUUUCAAUUGGAGAGUCUGGACGAGGGAGAAUGCGCAGGGAACAGGACGAGCAAGAGGCUAUGAAGCAGAGACUCAGGGAGAGGCAAUUACCAAAGAGAAGGGCCAGUGUUGGGCCUGGAUAUAGGAGACAUCGAGUUGCUUACGACGAUGGCAUGUAUAGGUGGGAAUAA